AUGGAUAAGCCUCGACCGUGCGGGUGCAAGGGGCGCAGAACCUGCAUUUUAUGCGAAAAGGAAUACAACAUAUCUCCAGAGAACACUCAUUUGAACUUGGAGAAUGGUUCGUACAUGUACUGCCCUUGGUGCAAGAAGGCUUGGCCUGGCUGGGAUUUGAACGAGUACAAGCGUCACCCUGAUCACACCGGAAACCCGUUGCAUUUCCCUGGAAUCUUCAUUGAUCUAGAUUUCCUUUCAAAGACGGAAGAACUGGAACUCGCUUCUAGCCUUGAUAAUUUGCCAUGGGACUCAUCACAGAGUGGGCGCAGGAAACAAAACUUUGGGCCAAAAUGUAAUUUUAAAAAACGAAAACUAAGACUGGGUGAUUUCAAGGGCUUUCCAGAAACAACAAAGUUUGUCCAAGAAAAAUUUGAAAAAAUUCCCAUCAUGAAAGGAUUUCAAACGGUAGAACAGUGUUCCUUAGAGUAUACUCCUGAAAGAGGUGCCUCAAUAGAUCCACAUAUUGAUGACUGUUGGAUUUGGGGUGAAAGAAUAGUGACUGUUAACUUACUUUCAGAUUCUGUACUCACAAUGAGUUACAAUGAUAAACCUACAAGGUAUAAUCUAGAUUGUGUAGAAACUUAUCCUGCUGUACUUGAUGGACAUGGUGAACUUAGUGAUAGUAAUGAGCCAUUUAAAGUAAGACCAUUGAAUGGUCAAAUUUCAUUUCCAAUAGUAAGGAUUCCAAUGCCUUGUAGAUCAUUACUAGUUAUGUAUGGGUCAGCUAGGUAUAAUUGGGAGCAUCGUAUCUUGAGGGAAGAUGUUAAAAUAAGGAGAGUUUGUUUGGCUUAUAGGGAAUUUACACCACCAUAUUUGAAAGAUGAUAAAUCUAAACAUGUUUUGUUGGAAGCUAAAAACUUUUGGUAA
Acanthoscelides obtectus is the source of this 909-nucleotide messenger RNA. The record is from the annotation of a GenBank genome assembly. NCBI's taxonomy places the organism in Eukaryota, Metazoa, Arthropoda, Insecta, Coleoptera, Chrysomelidae.